AUGUUGCAAGCUGAUCGGCAAAACAAAAAGCUGAGCAACACGAGUAGAGCAGAAAAAGGAUCGAAAAAUCAAUACAAUCAAUCAUCAUCCCAUACAUCAUAUCCAAACCCAUCAUUCAUCUCAGGAAGCCCAGAAACAUACACAAAAUGCGUAAGAUCAAACACCUUAGAAAAGAGAGGUCCUGACCUCCAGCUUUUGCAGUGUUUGAUCCAGGAUCGUUCGGGAUAUGUGCAGAUGCCAUUGAUCCAUAUGUGGCGCGAUCUGCCAGGCAUCUCUGGCAACUCUCGAAAUCCAUCAAGGAGGUUCUUUGUUAUCCAGAAGCUGCCUCCCGUCCGCCUUAAUUGGAUAUUUCCUGACGGAGGCCUCUGGGUCCUCGAAGUAAACGUCCAUCCAACCGAGCCGAAAUACCACCCGUGCCAAAAAAUAUGA
Molecule: messenger RNA, 429 nt
Organism: Lindgomyces ingoldianus
Lineage: Eukaryota; Fungi; Ascomycota; Dothideomycetes; Pleosporales; Lindgomycetaceae
Exons: 3
Coding region: 1-429 (142 amino acids)
Source: RefSeq, a predicted model, not a curated record